GCGGUCAGCGUCUACACCGGGAGUGGCCGCUUGUUGAGCCCCCCAGACGGCCUGAUCCAGCAGGGCGUCUUCUCGAACAGCGAGUGCGUACCUCUGAAGCUCCACGGUGGCGAGGCCGAGGGCGCAACGGAGCUCGUGCUGGUGGUGUCGCAGCACGCGAGCAAGGCCCCGUUCAACUUCACGCUGCAGGUCUACAGCCCCGUGCCCGCCGCGCUGGAGCCCCUGCCGCCCGUCGUGCCCGAAG
Prorocentrum cordatum is the source of this 244-nucleotide messenger RNA. The record is from the annotation of a GenBank genome assembly. Lineage: Eukaryota; Dinophyceae; Prorocentrales; Prorocentraceae.